Molecule: messenger RNA, 965 nt
Organism: Blepharisma stoltei
Lineage: Eukaryota; Ciliophora; Heterotrichea; Heterotrichida; Blepharismidae
Source: the annotation of a GenBank genome assembly
AUGACAAGGCAAUUUCUUGUUUUAUCAAAAAUGAAUCUCAAAUUUAUAAUAAGAAAAAAUACAUAUAAUAAAUUAGAAAUGGACCCUAAACAAAUAGAUGGAGAAGACCUGAAGCAACGGCUUUCCGAAAUCCUGGAAUACCAAUCUCUUAAACCGCCCGCAUCUGAUCCAGUUAUAAACUCUACUCUCAAUUCACAGCUUGAAAACCACAUGGAUGCACACCUCAACAAUUUAAUGAGAAAAAAUAGUGAAGAGAUUAAAGAAUCCCCUCCAUCCCCAGGAAACCAGAAGAAAAGAGGCAGAAAACCUCUCCGUCCCAAUGACCCAAUCAAAAAGAAAACCGAAGAAAAAGACAAAUACUGGCUUAUCCCCCUUUCCAUGAGCAAAUAAAUUUAUUCGCUUGCAGGGGGGUUAAUUUUUUUCAUAAUUUUUUAAUAUUAAAAGCAUUUUUGUUCGCAGGUAUUGAGGUUUUGCAAUGUUUUGUUUGCCAACGGAGGAAGGGAAUUAGAGUUUUCAGAGCCCAUAUGAAAUCCCAGUAUUCGAAAAUUAAACCGAGGCUUACGAAGGAAGAUCAGCUGUUUUGGCUUGAAUAUUUAGGCUCGGAAGGAAAGCCAGGCAAAGGCAACAAAUUUUUAUCAUAUGGCAAAAGAUAUAAAAACUUUUUAUUUUCUCAUCCAACUUUUGUUGCAUAUUUUAGGGAUUGAUUUACCAAUCAUGGACAAGAUGAUUUAUCAAAGAAAACACAACAAGGAUCUGAUUUAUGAUAUGUUUACUAUGAUUAUGCAAGCAAAGACUUGUUUAAUUAUAUUCCUCAUGGAUCUUCAUCUAUUGACGGUCAAGACUCUCCUUUGAGCUGCACUUCUCCGCCUGAGCCUCAAGAAGAAGUUUUGCCAGACCCAGUUGACUUCUGCAUGAUAGAUCCUAAUGACGAGACUUACUUUGAGUCUUUUAUCAAUCAGAUGUAG